Molecule: messenger RNA, 4138 nt
Organism: Hypomesus transpacificus
Lineage: Eukaryota; Metazoa; Chordata; Actinopteri; Osmeriformes; Osmeridae
Product: GTPase IMAP family member 8-like
Exons: 9
Coding region: 260-2548 (762 amino acids)
Molecular function (GO): GTP binding
Source: RefSeq, a predicted model, not a curated record
GUUUCCUCUAGCUACAGAGCCUAUGCAGGUCACGUGAAAAAUGAUCCAAAGACUCGUAGAAAGACCGAGUCGGGAAAUGAACGAAUCACUCGUUGAGAGGACUCGUUACUCCCGAGUCCUUAUAAGGAUUCGUUCAAAAUGAACGAAUCGUUCACGAACGACACAUCACUAGCACCUUGUCUUAUUCACUCACACAGCAGAGAACCUGAUACACGACGGUCAGACACGGAACACAUUUGAUUGGUGGCUGCAACCUGUUAUGAUGGCUGGAGGCGGGGCUUGCUGGAUCCUGUUCCUAUUCACCAUGUGUGUCAUAUAUCCUGCUGCUUUGAGCCACGAGUCCUCUGAUCUGAGGAUCAUUCUGGUGGGGAAGACAGGAUCAGGGAAGAGUGCAACAGGAAACACCAUCCUGGGGCAGGAAGUCUUUAAAGAGGACAUAUCAGCUGAAUCAGUGACCAGUAGCUGUCAGAAAUACCAGGCUGUGGUAGCAGGGAGAAAGAUACAGGUCAUUGACAGUCCAGGACUCUUUGACACCACCAUGACCGAGGCAGAAGUGAAGAGCCACAUCGAGGAGUGUGUCGACAUGUCAGUCCCAGGACCCCACGCCUUCCUGCUGGUUAUUAGAAUCGGGAGGUUCACUGAGGAGGAAAAGAACACCGUCAAAUGGAUCCAGAAGAACUUUGGAGAGGAUUCAAACAUGUACACUGUGGUUCUGUUCACCCAUGCAGACCUGCUGAAGGGUAAGACCAUAGAAAAGUUUCUCCAGGAAGGUAAAGACGGGGCAGGUUUGCGUAAACUAGUGACGGACUGUGGAGGUCGCUACCACGUCUUCAACAACCAGAAGAAGGUGGACCGUACCCAGGUCACUGAGCUGCUGGAGAAGAUUGAGAAGAUGGUGGAGUUCAACGGGGGACAACACUACACCAAUGAGAUGUAUGAGAAGGCUCAGAAAAGGAUGAGGGAGGAGGAGGAGAGGAGGAAGAGAGAGGAGGAGCAAAGAAAAAAGGAUGAGGAAGAGAGGAUCAGAAGGGAGGAGAGGAUUCGGAACUACUGUUACCUGGCUUCGCUUCUUGGUCUGGGGACCCUGGGGGUGGGGGGCUACCUGGGUGCUGGGGUUGUCAUGGCGGCGGGCACAGCUCUGGGGCUGGGGGGAGCGUAUAAAUGUUCUGAAGAAUACUAUAACUACAGUGAUCAAAGCCCAGCCAGGAGGAGUAAGACGGGGGGUCUGGAUGCUGCUACUGAUGAUGAUGAUGAAGAUGAUGAGGUCAAGGUCCCAGGCAGUCUGAGGAUGGUUCUGCUGGGUAUGACUGGAGCAGGGAAGAGCACCACAGGAAACAUCAUCCUGGGGAGAGAGGCCUUCAGAGCUGAGGCUUCUCCAAAGUUCACUCAGCAGGAAAGAGACACAGUGCGUUGGAUCAAAGAAAACUUUGGCUCCAGGUCUGCAGACUACACCAUUGUUGUGUUCACUGGGUCUGCCCAGCUAGGGGGGAGGAGUGUAGAAGCCUUCCUGAGGGAGAGUGACGACCUCCAGCAUUUGAUUGGUCAGUGUGGGAACAGGUAUCAUGUCAUUGACAACACUAGAGAUAAUAAUGAGGAUCAGGUGCAGCACUUCGUCUUAUUCACUCACUCAGCAGAGAACAGGAUACACGACGGUCAUACACGGAACACAUUUGAUUGGUGGCUGCAACCUGUUAUGAUGGCUGGAGGCGGGGCUUGUUGGAUCCUGUUCCUAUUCACCAUGUGUGUCAUAUUUCUUGCUGCUUUGUGCCACGAGUCUUCUGAUCUGAGGAUUGUUCUGGUAGGGAAGACAGGAUCAGGGAAGAGUGCAACAGGAAACACCAUCCUGGGGAAGGAUGUCUUUAAAGAGGACAUAUCAGCUGAAUCAGUGACCAGUAGCUGUCAGAAAUACCAGGCUGUGGUAGCAGGGAGAAAGAUACAGGUCAUUGACAGUCCAGGACUCUUUGACACCACCAUGACCGAGGCAGAAGUGAAGAGCCACAUCGAGGAGUGUGUCGACAUGUCAGUCCCAGGACCCCACGCCUUCCUGCUGGUUAUUAGAAUCGGGAGGUUCACUGAGGAGGAAAAGAACACCGUCAAAUGGAUCCAGAAGAACUUUGGAGAGGAUUCAAACAUGUACACCGUGAUUCUGUUCACCCACACAGACCAGCUGGAGGGUAAGACCAUAAAAAAGUUUUUCCAGGACAGUAAAGACGGGGCAGGUUUGCGUAGACUGGUGACGGAUUGUGGAGGGCGCUACCACGUCUUCAACAACCAGGAGAAGGUGGACCGUACCCAGGUCAAAAAGCUGCUGGAGAAGAUUGAGGAAAUGGUGGAGUUCAACGGGGGACAACACUACACCAACGAAAUGUAUGAGAAGGCUCAGAAAAGGAUGUGGGGGGGGGAGAAUAGGAAGGGGAACUACUGUUACAUAACACAUAAUAAAGUUCCCCCCCUCUCUCUUCCUCCCCUCUUUCCCUCUAUUUUUCCCCUCUUUCUCCCUUCUUCUCUUACGGUUGGAGGGGUGACCAUAGUUUGUGGCUAUGUUUAAAUAUUAAAUUACUAAAUGUCGUCUCUGCAGAGUGAAUCCAUCUGAUCAAACUUAUUGGAUGUGUUGGAUAGAGGGGCAGAUAUCAUGUCUUUGAUAACAAAGCCAGAGGUAAUGUUGGGGUCUCGAAAGUGGUUCUUAGUGAAGCAAGAAUUAACAGGCUUGGAGUCAGGAGAUUGAUUGCAAAGGCUUCGUCUUUAUUUGCCAGGUAUUUUGGAAUCACACGCAGAGCUUCUCUAGCCAGAGAAGUCUGACAUGUAUUCAAUAGACAAGAACUUUUAUACAGUCUUUCUACGUCACACAAAUAUGUUUGGCAACUAUCAGACAACACACAGUUUGUUCAAGAUAAACAGAUGUCCUCCCUCACUUGGCUAUUCUUACACAACCCGUGGUCAUUCUUGCACAACCCGUGGUCCCAAUCGAGCAACAUUUCCCUAUCAGGUCAUCCUGACCUGACUUCCUCUCUGGAAAGAACAUUCUAAUGGGAGGGGGAGAGUGACUCUCCCAGCUCACUCUUCUCCCCAUUGUUGAGCAUGGGACCCAACCAGCCUCCUCUCUCACCUAAUUCCUUACAUGGGGAUAAACAAGUCUUCUUCUCUAGCCUAAUUCCCUAUUUCCUCUCCUCAUCUGACCCCUCGUCCUAGUUGACUCCUUUCUUGAGGUCACAAGGUCACAAAAACACCAAGUAACACCACUCAGGUCCCAGAGCUGCUGGAGAAGAUAGAGAAGAUGGUGGAGGAGAACAGAGGAGGGCGCAACACCAACGACGUGUACAAGAAGGCUCAGGAAGAGAUUGAACGGCUGCAGAAACGAAGGAUGUUGAAGAAUGCAGGAAUAGUGGCAUGAGCAGCUGUAGCAGCAGCAGGAGGAGCUGUGGUAGUAGCAGGAGGAGCUGUGGCAGCAGCAGGAGGAGCUGUGGUAGUAGCAGGAGGAGCUGUGGUAGUAGCAGGAGGAGCUGUGGUAGUAGCAGGAGGAGCUGUGGUAGUAGCAGGAGGAGCUGUGGUAGUAGCAGGAGGAGCUGUGGUAGUAGCAGGAGGAGCUGUGGUAGUAGCAGGAGCAGGAGCAGCAGCAGCAGCAGGAGGUCAUCUUUAUGUAAAUAGCCAACAUGAGGGAACAACAAGCUCUGAAGAAGACUCUAAAACUAAAAAGGAUUAAGAAAUUAACCCGAACCAUGUAAAGUGAUGUAAUGCGUACUGAUUGUGAACAUGUUUUAAAAUUGUGUUCUAUAUGUUGUUUUGUUCUUACUUCAACCUGCAUCUAGUUCAAUAAUCUCUCCAGCUAUUCAUAUAGUUUGGGAGUUUUGAACUUCAUUGAACAUAACUUUUCUUUUUCUUUUUUUUUCUGUAAUCCAAAGUCUCUGAAUCAUGGAGGACUCAAUAUCUGUCUAUGAUGCUACCAUGUCUCUAUUAAGGCAAAAACUAAGAAACUUCAUGGGUUCAAGUGUCUAUUAAUUAUUUUCUAUGAAUAGAAAAUCCGGUAUAGAUCAUCCAUAUGGGAGUUAAGGCCACGUGAUGUAAAGGGAGCCAUUCAUUCUGUAUUGGACAGAUGAUAUAUUUUUAUGCGUGGGUUGGGUCAAUAAAGGGUUAAAAUACA